AUGCAUAUAUAUUUUGCACAGUUCCUGCCUAAUGUGUUAUGUGUAGCGCCACCUAGCGGUACCUGCUUUUAUCACGGAAAAGUGUUCUGUAAUGAAUUAGGGGAUGAACUUGUUGAGAUCGAGACGUCUGCAGAAAAUGAGUUUAUUCGACAGAACUUGGUUUCUGUUACACCUUGGAUUGGAAUGACGGAUAUUGAUCAAGAGGGUGUGUGGGUAUGGGCCAGCACCGGCAUAGAAGCUGUUUUCAUUGAUUGGCAUCCAUCACAACCCAAUAAUUAUCUUGCUGCGCCAUGUGCAGCAAUAUGGGAGUUCUACGAAUACAGAUGGGUUGAUGAACCAUGUACAGAACUGUUUCAUCCAAUCUGUGAACAGGAGUAA
Molecule: messenger RNA, 378 nt
Organism: Mercenaria mercenaria
Lineage: Eukaryota; Metazoa; Mollusca; Bivalvia; Venerida; Veneridae
Product: perlucin-like protein
Exons: 3
Coding region: 1-378 (125 amino acids)
Biological process (GO): biological process involved in interspecies interaction between organisms
Cellular component (GO): external side of plasma membrane
Molecular function (GO): carbohydrate binding
Source: RefSeq, a predicted model, not a curated record